Plasmodium cynomolgi strain B is the source of this 875-nucleotide messenger RNA. RefSeq lists its product as hypothetical. The transcript is spliced from 3 exons. The coding region runs from base 367 to 678 and encodes 103 amino acids. The record is from RefSeq and is a predicted model, not a curated record. Lineage: Eukaryota; Apicomplexa; Aconoidasida; Haemosporida; Plasmodiidae.
AUUAUUAUCAUCAUCAUCAUUUUGUUUCGAAAUUACUGCGAAUAGAAAAUUUUAAAUGCAUUUCUUUUAUGUCAAUUAGGACAUUUUAAUUUUUGCCAAAAAAAUUUACCGUAAAUAUUUUUUUUUCUUGAGUACAAAAUAUAUUCACAUUAAGAUAGAUCAAAAAUUGUAUUCAUAAAAAAGAUAUAUAAAUUACAGUGAAUGCUUAUCGCUUGUAAAUAAAGACAGGAAAGCAGAGUGUUCCCUCAAAUUAGCAGAUUUUAAUACCAAUACCUUUUUUCGCGUACCAAAAAAAUAGUUUAGGAAUAUUUUUCUUAUUUCCAAGUUGUUACAAAUUACCAGAAAAAAUAACCUUCAAAAAUAAGAAUGUUUGAGAACAUGUUCAAAUUAACGGGUGUUACAACUCCCUAUUCCGUAGCUCAAGGUGAUGUCAAUGUGAUCAAGUCUGCUCUUGGAGCAUGUCAGCACAACAGGGAAACUUUUUUUUUCAUGGAACCCCGAUUCUUGCAAGGAAUCUUUGUUGGUAUCCUCAUGUUUUAUCUAAUGUUAUACUAUACUCGCCGAUACAAAAAUAAGGUGAAUAACCUCCAAAGACGCGAUUCAUUUACCUAUGUUACCUUGCCAACUCAAGGGCCAUAUAGAGAAUUCCGUGAAGAGGAAAUGCACCAACAACAUUAAGUAAAAAGGAAGAAAUAGCAUGAAAAAACAAUGCGGCGGAAAAAGCAUAUUUGAGGAGGUGGUGGCUAAAUAGCUUAGAGGAUGUACCACAUUUGCACUUUAGAUGUGGUUCUAUUGGAAUGCCUUGUUUGAACAGUGUAAGAAGAUUCUAUGCGUCCAUGCAUAUAUAUAUAUAUAUAUAUGUGCAUGCUGCAUAU